Molecule: messenger RNA, 796 nt
Organism: Rosa rugosa (rugosa rose)
Lineage: Eukaryota; Viridiplantae; Streptophyta; Magnoliopsida; Rosales; Rosaceae
Product: small ribosomal subunit protein eS12-like
Exons: 5
Coding region: 152-586 (144 amino acids)
Biological process (GO): translation
Cellular component (GO): ribosome; cytosolic small ribosomal subunit
Molecular function (GO): structural constituent of ribosome
Source: RefSeq, a predicted model, not a curated record
AGGGGUACUUGUUGCAAGUGUUAUAAGACAGGAGUACUCGCCUCCUUCACUUUCUCCUUCAGCAAAAUACACAACUGCGGCUCUCAGAUCUGUGCCUCCACCACCGCCACCAAACACCGUCAAGGGCUUCUGAGAUUGACAGACGUGCAAGAUGUCAGGAGAUGAAGUUGAGGUUCCCGUUCCUGCUGAGCCUGUAGCUGCUGCUCCAGCUCUAGGUGAGCCCAUGGACCUCAUGACAGCGUUGCAACUUGUGCUUAGGAAGUCAUUGGCUCAUGGUGGGCUUACACGGGGCCUGCAUGAAGCUGCCAAGGUCAUUGAGAAGCAUGCUGCACAGCUUUGCGUUUUGGCUGAGGACUGCGACCAGGCUGAUUAUGUUAAGCUGGUGAAGUCACUGUGUGCAGAGCAUAAUGUUAACCUAAUGACAAUUCCUAGUGCUAAAACUCUUGGAGAAUGGUCUGGGCUUUGCAAGAUUGAUUCUGAAGGGAAGGCAAGAAAGGUCGUUGGUUGCUCUUGCGUUGUUGUCAAGGAUUUUGGUGAAGAUACAGAAGGCCUUCAUGUUGUUCAGGAGUACGUGAAGUCCCAUUAAAACCUGGAAGAGGUUGGAAAUUGAGGCCCUUUUAACCCGGGGGCAUUGUUCUUUAGAUAGUCAUGGACCUUCCUUAGUAUUGUCUGUCCCUACUUAUAACAUGUCCUUUCUGAUUCUGAAACCAUCAUAUUUUGGAGCAUGCUAUCAUCUGUGUUUAACAUAUCCUUCAAUGGAGUGAUAAUUUUGUUAUGGAUUCAUUAGUGUUUUACA